Notechis scutatus (mainland tiger snake) is the source of this 552-nucleotide messenger RNA. The record is from RefSeq and is a predicted model, not a curated record. Lineage: Eukaryota; Metazoa; Chordata; Lepidosauria; Squamata; Elapidae.
GUCAAGGAAUCUCUCGAUUCCAGGAGAUCCCGUUUGAGUUUGGGGAAAGUGACCCUCAACGUGCCGGAGAAGUUGAAGGGUUACGAAGAGCUGCUCGGAGGGGAUCCCGGAUCAGAUUUUGUUGAGCCCAAAGGAAUCCAACAGAACGUCCAGGCUUUGGAGCAGGCCCUGCGCUAUCCUCUGAUUUACCGCGAAGGGAAAGCCAGGCUGGAUCGCUACCAGAAACCUUACGUGUCCGCCAAAAAGAAGGUCUUGAGGAUCCAGGCGCCGAAGCCUCGGAAGACCAGAAUGGAACGGCUGGAAGAAAUCCUGCUGGAGCUCCGGAAGCCCCGGAACGUUGUCCACGUCCCGCUAGGUAAGGGGGCUCACGUGCUCGGAUGCGGCCCCAGAGCCCCUGAGAAGGGACCACCACCACCCCCUCCCUCCCCCCACAAGGCCGGUGGUCGAUCCAGCGAGGGCUUUGGAAGAGAUCUGGAAGAUGGGAAUGGCCCCAGGUCUACUUCAGGGAAAGGCAACAGCUGCCCUAGAUUGGUUCACAAAGACAACCCAGAG